AUGAAUUAUUUUUUAAUUUUUACAAUACUUUAAUAUUGUAUUGAUUGUUCAGAAUAAUAAUUCACAUAUAGGUUUUCUGAGUAGUCAAAAAGAAAACUAGAAGAACUUUAACCAAUUUCUACAUCAAAGGAAUGGUAGCCUUUAAGAAUACAUUUUGAAUAUUUAUCUUAAAAUUAUGAUUAAACAUACACAGAUUAUUUUAAAGAAAUACUUUAGAUGGUGUAGAUAUUUUUUUAUCGAUUUCUAUUAGUAAGAAGAUUAAAUUAAAAAAUUACUUUUAAAGAAAAUUACCCAAAAAAAUUUUAUGGGUUUCAGAUUAAUGAAGGUUUGAGUAAUUAAGAAUAUGAUGCUGAUCUAGUAAUUGUUAAUUGUAUUUUAGGUUAUAUUUGUAAAUAUUGAAAAUUCUGCAAAAUAUUAUAAAGCCUAUUGUGGACCAGCUAUUUAUGAUGAAUAAUCUUUAAGACCUAUAAUGGCUUUAAUGUCUUGGAAUAUGAACUACACUAAAAUAGAUAAAACAAAUAAGAUAAUUUAUGAAAGUAACUUAGAAAGUGCUAUUCAUGAAAUUAUUCAUGGUUUAGGUUUUACUUAAGAUUAUUUUUCAAAAUAUUAUGAUUCAGUAACUAGUAAACAAUAUGAAUAUCCAAAUUAUUAUAAAUAAAACAAUAUUACAUACUUAUCAACUCCAAGGUUAAUUAAUUUUGCAAGAUUUUAUUUUAAUUGUUCUUAAUUAAAAGGGAUAUAAAUGGAAGAUAAUGGAGGUCCAGGUACUAGCGAUUAUCAUUUUGAAAGAUUAUUGGUAUAUAAUGAACUAAUGACUGGUUCUUAAUUAACUGGAAAUCUUUUAAUAACUGAUUUUACAUUUUAACUAUUAUAAGACACAGGGUAAUAUUUUUAUUAAUAGAUAGAUUUUAUCGUUUAUCUGAUUAUAGCCCAGAUUAAAAUUAAUGGGGAAGAUUUAAAGGAUGUAAUUUUGUAGAAAAUUAUUGUAAUAAUAGUAAUUUUACUGAAUUUUGUACUUAAGAAAAUGUUGAAAGUUGUUCAUUUGAGAAAUCUGGAUAAUCAAUAUGUAUGUAUGAAAUUUUAGGUGGAAAUUGUAUGUAUUAAUAAAUUUAUUCGGAUUAAUUUUGUAAAAACGAUUAAAAUUCAAUUUAAAACAAAUCUUCACAAAUUAUAUCUUAUUAUGGAUAUGAUAGUAUUUGUUUAAGUGGAUCAAUUUCACCAAUAUAAUCUUUUUAAAAAUUUACUUGUUAGAAGUUUUAAUGUGAUAUAAAUAAUAAACUUAAGAUCAUUAUUGGUGAUUUAGAAUUUGAUUGUUCUUAACCAGGACCAAUAAAAAUACCAAAUACUUAUUUUGGUAAUUUAGAAUGUCCUAACAAUCCAGAGGAUAUUUGUUAAUUCAGAAAUGAUUGUCCAAAUUCAUGUAAUAUGAAGGGAUUUUGCAUAAAUAAAUAGGUUAAUCUAUAUUAAUAAUAUUAUAGUGUAUUUGUUAAAAUGGUUAUUCAGGUAUAGAUUGUCAAUAAAUUUGUAAUGAUUAUAGAUAUCAAGGAUCUUGUUUGUAAGAUUGUCCUAAAUAAACAUUUCCCUUAGAUUCUAUUAAAUAUUGUGUGGGCUGUCCUGGUGUAAUUAUUAUUUUUAUAAGCUAGAAUUGUUUAGUUUGUUCAAAUUAUAAUCAAUGCAUUUAAUGUAAAUAUGGAUAUUUGUUAAGGGAUGGGUUUUGUGACCAUUUAUAAUUGAAUUAAAUUCAUGGUAAUUUUAUAAAAUAAAUUCAGAGAAUGAUAAUCUUUAAUAACCGCCCUCUAAUUAAAAUUUUUAAGAAGAUGUAAAAGUUUCAUCAGGAUCAAAUUUAUCUAUAAUAUUUAUAUUUUAAAUUAUUCUAUUAUUAUAUUGA
Paramecium sonneborni is the source of this 1888-nucleotide messenger RNA. NCBI's taxonomy places the organism in Eukaryota, Ciliophora, Oligohymenophorea, Peniculida, Parameciidae. The record is from the annotation of a GenBank genome assembly.